Orcinus orca (killer whale) is the source of this 4503-nucleotide messenger RNA. RefSeq names its product ZXD family zinc finger C (gene ZXDC). The record is from RefSeq and is a predicted model, not a curated record. Lineage: Eukaryota; Metazoa; Chordata; Mammalia; Artiodactyla; Delphinidae. Bases 27 to 2651 code for a protein of 874 amino acids. Gene Ontology annotation, molecular function: transcription coregulator activity. The transcript is spliced from 10 exons. Gene Ontology annotation, cellular component: nucleus. Gene Ontology annotation, biological process: regulation of transcription by RNA polymerase II.
GGUGGCUGGACGCGCAGCGGCCCAAGAUGGACGCGCCGGCGCUGCUCGCCGCUGCGGCCCCGGCCCCACGCGGACCCCAGCUCGGCGGCGGCCCCGGCCGGACCCGCAGAACCCCGGGCUCAGCGCACCGCCGGCUGCUGCUGCUGCGGGACCCAGAGGACGGCGCGCAGGGGCCGCGGCGCGGGGAGGCCCGGCCGGCGGGCCCCGGCGGCGGCGACUCCUUCGUGGUGCUCCUGGAAGUGGCGCGCGGCGCGGCCGAAGCCCCGGGGCGGCGGGAGACCGAGCCCCAGCCCGGCGCCGCCGCGAGCCCGGCCGGCCGCCCUGCGCAGGUCCCCGGCGCCGCGCCUCUCGUGGGCCCCCGGGCCGCCGGCGGCCAGGACCUGCUGGUGCACCUGGAGCGUGGCGUCCUCGCGCUGGCCGCGCCGUCCCGGCGUCCGCCGCCCGGCCAGGAGGCCGCCAGCCCGGCAGGGGCCCGCCGCGCGUCCGCCGGCCCCGGCUACCGCUGCCCCGAGCCGCAGUGCGCGCUCGCUUUCGCCAAGAAGCACCAGCUCCAGGUGCACCUGCUGACGCACGGCGGCGGCCAGGGCCGGCGGCCCUUCAAGUGCCCGCUGGACGGCUGCGGCUGGGCCUUCACCACGUCGUACAAGCUCAAGCGGCACUUGCAGUCGCACGACAAGCUGCGGCCUUUCGGCUGCCCGGUGGGCGGCUGCGGCAAGAAGUUCACCACCGUGUACAACCUCAGGGCGCACAUGAAGGGCCACGAGCAGGAGAGCCUGUUUAAGUGCGAGGUCUGCGCCGAGCGCUUCCCCACGCACGCCAAGCUCAGCUCGCACCAGCGCAGCCACUUCGAGCCCGAGCGGCCCUACAAGUGCGACUUUCCCGGCUGUGAGAAGACGUUCAUCACGGUGAGCGCUCUGUUCUCCCAUAACCGGGCCCACUUCAGGGAACAGGAACUCUUUUCUUGCUCCUUCCCUGGAUGCAGCAAACAGUAUGACAAAGCCUGUCGUCUGAAGAUCCACCUGAGAAGCCACACAGGCGAAAGACCUUUCAUCUGUGACUCUGACAGCUGUGGCUGGACCUUCACCAGCAUGUCUAAGCUCCUGAGGCACAAAAGGAAGCACGAUGAGGACCGCCGCUUCCCCUGCCCCGUCGAGGGCUGCGGGAAGUCGUUCACCAGGGCCGAGCACCUCAAGGGCCACAGCGUCACCCACCUGGGCACCAAGCCCUUCGCGUGUCCCGUGGAAGGGUGCUGUGCCAGGUUCUCCGCGCGGAGCAGCCUCUACAUUCACUCCAAGAAGCACCUGCAGGACGUGGCCGCUACGAAGAGCAGGUGCCCGGUGUCCAGCUGCCACAGGCUCUUUGCUUCCAAGCACAGCGUGAAGGCCCACGUGAUCAGGCAGCACCACCGGCACCCAGACCUCUUCCCUCCGCUGGGAGCUCCAAGCGCGCUCGCGCCCAGCAGUGACCUCAGCAGCCCCGGCCAGAGUGAGUUCAGCAGCGUGGACCUGGCGGUCCUCUUCUCCGACACGCCUGGCGACAGCGGUGGUGCCCCCAGGACCUCCGACGAGGCGCUCCGCACUGGGAUCCUGACUGUCGACGUGACUUCUGUGAGCGCCUCUCUCGGGGGGGGCCUCCCUGCCAGUCAGGCUGCCUCAGGGCCCAUGGGCCCCCUGGUCUUGGUGGCCCACAGUGACGUCCCACUGGGCCCGGACAGGCCCCUCGUCCUCGGGACGGCAGCCACGGUUCUCCAGCAGGGCAGCCUCGCUGCAGGUGACGUGCAGGCCGUGGACCCAGGGGCGCUGGGCUGUCUGGUGGCUCUGCCCAUGAAGAGCUUGAGUCGGGACCCCCAGGCUUUGACCUCUGCGAGCGGCCCCCAGGGAGACAGCAGUGCCCCGGAGCUGCUGGUUCCCAUCAAAGUGGAACCAGACUCGGCCCCCGACCCCGACGCCGUCAGACAGCAGGCGUGGAGCGGAGGGGCGCCGCAGCCUGUGGAGUCCAGCCCUGCAGAGGAGCUCGGACCUCGGAAAGACGCGGGACUUGGUGCGGGGACCGGCGGCUUCUACUUGCUGUGUGACGUGGGCCAGCCUGGCGUCUGUGAGCCCAGAAGGCGCGUGGCGAAGGGGCCGCAGGAAGGCGGGGGCUCAGCAAGAACUGAUUCCCGAGCCAUUCAACUAGCCAAGGAAAAAAAGCAGAGAGGAGCUGGGAGCCACACAGGAGCCGCGGGGCCCGCACUGAGCACAGGAGAAGGUGACGUCCCUGCCGGCCCGGGAGCCUGGCUGUGGGGCAGCCUCGCAGUGCCCGGUGUGGCUCUGCCGUGCGUCCAGGUCCAGCUGCUGCAGGAUGACCCCUCAGGGCACGUGGUCUUCCCGUUGGCGCCCGGCCCGCAGCCUCCUGUCUCCCAACCCCUGCUUGCUGUCAUGCCCGUCUACGUCCUCCAGGUCUGGAUGCCUCUCUGCUCUUUGGGUUUGUUGAGACUCGUGAAGCUUCCGGCUUCCAGAGGUGUCUCCCUGAGGUGGCCUUGCAUGGGACUCGCUGGGUGGGUUGCCAGUGUGUUUUUCCACUUUGUGGAAGAGGUGGCUAAGGGAUCGAGACAUAAAAGGUGGAGCGUACAGCUGGGAUUCACUCGUCACGGUAGAUGGGGUGGAAUUUAAUAUGGUCUUCAAGGGUCAUACGUUUAGAAUUGUGGAAGUUGGGCGGGCCAGAUUUUAGCCUGUGGGGAAAUAGGCUAAGCUGAGUAUGAGUGGCAGUAGAUAAUUGAGAUUUGGGUAUAAAAUAAUGAUGUAGCUUAUCCAAUUUCAAACGUGUAUGUAAGAAACAAACAGUAAUUUUGGUUUUCUUAUAUUCGAAUUGGGCUGUUCGACAUUUUCCGUAACGUUAGAAGUGAAUGUUGAACGGAGCGCGGGGUGGGGGUGAACUGGAGGGCGUGCGGUCACAGCGUCUGGACGGCCUCACGGCCGUCCCCUCCAUCCGUCGGGCGUUCCUCAUCUCAGGGUCGUGUACAAGUGAGCAGGGGGUCGCUGUUCCCUGGUGGCAGGCUGGGUGGUGGUGGUGCGGCCACGUGGCUGGAGCCUGUCUGCACUGAUGCCGUGGACAGCAGCUUGUGACCGUGACUGGGAGUGGGGGGCGCUCCCAGAGCGAGUGGGGAGGGUCAAAGGUCAGGAAGGACAGUCUCAUCUCUGAGGAAACGCAGAGCAGAGGACUGAGUUCACCUUUGCUUAGUGCUUAGUUUUGUUGAUACUAAAAUGUUUUCCUUCAAGGAAUAUAUGCUUAAAUAAAAUAGGGGGAAAACGAGCGUUUUCAACUAAGGGAGGCCAGGGGCGCGUGUGGGCCUGCGCUGUGCUGCGGUUGCCGAGCUCACCACUGUGCUUGGUUUCGCAGGAGGUGCUCCCUGCAGCUGGAGGGGCCACUGGGCCCGAGGACAUGUGGAGCUCGGGCAGCACGGUCGGCCUGUGGGCCCUGCAGUGAAACCAGCUCUGCCUGGGCCGAGGGCGCCACUUGGAAGGCUGGCCUCGUUCUUCAGAGACUUUGGGUACAUUUUCGCAAGUGUUUUUCUUACGUUUAUCAGGGAGCUGUUUGGGGCCGUACCAUCCUCUCAGGGCAGAGCGUGCCUUUUCCCCGCUCGGCUGUGCACGCAGCCUGCAUCCGCCUGGGCUUGCUGCGUGCCUAGGGAAGAGGACGGAGCCUCCGCGGUGGCCUCUGACGGGCUUCAGCACUGGGCGCGGCAUCUUGGCUGAGAGCGAACAGGCUGUCCCCGCCCUCGGUGGGGGUCGCGGUUGAGCUGGGGUGGCACCGGGUCUAGUGGCCCAGGUGGCCUGGUGUCAGGGGAACGUGACGGGUGACGAGGCCCCCGGGCCCUGUCGCAGCCCCUGCACAGACCAAAUAUGGAGUUAAACCUUUAAAGUGAUGAAUUUGAGUUCUGUAUUUGGGUAGUAACAUCUAAUGGCAAUUGGACAGCGGUUUGUACAGCCACGUUUUGAGCACGGAGGUGUGUGCAUUGUUGAGGGUGACCGUGUGUUUUCACGGAGCGAGGUCUGUCCUGCAGAAGGAGACAAGUCAGUGGGCCGGACACGGGCUCUCAGAAACGGUGUUUUGCCUUGUGCCUUUCGAAGUGUUUUUGUUCAGAUGCUGUUUUGAUUCUCAGGCUUGGGAAUCAUCCCAACUCUGCCCAUUCUGUUUGUCUCUCUUGAGUUUUUGGGCUUCUGGUUCUGAUUUCUACCGUGACUCCUCUGUGUCCUGCAUGGGGGAGGGGGUGUUUCCAUCUCUAGAUGGUGCUCCCCGAAGCCCCGGGUCGUCCAGUGGCCCCUCCACGAGGAGCCAGGCCCGGCGGCCUCCUGUCCUGCGGGAGGGGAGUCCGGGCCGUGCGGCUGGACCUCUGUCCCGCACACCCCCAGUGGGUGUCCCCCUGAGGUGCUCAGGACUUCCGUUUCCUGGGCACUGAGGUCCCUGCUGGCAUUGGGCCCAACUCCUCAUGUGAGUGAAUGAAUUAAAAGUUUUUGUACAGCU